ACUAAAGAAUGCUGAUCCACGGAGUAUGCGCGGAGAACACCCAUUAGCAACGGGUCUAGAAAAAAAAUCCGGCGAUUUUGGUGAUAUUCAAUUGGUCAGCUCGUCUGUUGACGUCACUGAAAAUUUAGAAAUAACCGAUCCGGAUGGGUUUGAGAUGUAUAUAAAAAGGGCUGUACUUCCUCUUUGUCUAAAACCUCAAGAACAAAUAGCAAACUAGAAAAAUGGCAGCAGAAGUGGCACGCAAUAUAGAAUUACCAAACAUCCACAACAACACCACAGGCGCAAAAGAAGUACCAGAAAAGGGAUACAAAUUGACAAGCAACGGUGGUCCAAUUGAUGACAAAAACGUUGCUUUCCUCAAAGAAACUGCAAAGGAUGCACCCAUUGAUGUUAUUAGAGAAAGAUAUGAAAACGAUGGAUAUGUCUUAGUCAAGGGUCUUUUACCAAUUGAGGUGGUCAGAAAGAUGAGAAGAGACUACUUUGAAUUCGUAAAAUGCACUGGUAUCCUCAAGGAGGGUACUGACUCCGUUGACGGUAUUUUUACUGGUGGUCCACCAAACAAGUUCGGUGGUCCCGGCUCUGCCAACACCGGUGAAGGCACGCUGGACCCCCAACAAGUGGAGUUCUUGAAAAGAGCAACUGAAGCUCACUACUCGGAAUUCUAUGACGAGUUCCAGAAGACACCAGAGCUCUAUGAAUUCGCUAGGAAGAUUACCGGUUGGCAGAAUAUCCUCCUCUUACAGCGUCAGAUGUUAAGAACUAAUGUCAAAGGUUCAGAAGCCACUGCGGUGCAUUAUGACCAAAUUUUCCUCAGAGGUGCUCUCCCAACUAGCUUGACAGCCUGGAUACCAAUUGGAGGCUGUAACGUUGAAGGCGGCAGCUUGAUCUACCUUGAGAAGUCACACGAAAUUGGCCGCGAAAUUGAGAACGACUUCUCAGAGAGAGCAAAGGACUUCACACCAGAAGAGCGCUUAUCGGCUUUCAACAGCAAUAUGAUGCGCGGUGGUAUUCUUUCAGAUGACGCACAAGGAUUCGGAAAGGUCUAUGGCCGCAGAUGGCUCGUAACCAACUAUGAGGAUGGAGAUGUCAUCUUCCAUCAACCUUACAUGAUUCAUGCAUCUUCUGUCAACGAGACUGACAAAAUCCGUCUCAGCACCGAUCUUCGCUUCGUCAAUCCAGAUGAAGACUUCGAUAGAAGAUGGACUAAUAAGUGGUACGUCGGUGACGGGCUGUAAAAGCCAAAGCAGACGCGUCAUAUGACGCCCUAGCAUGUAUUUCUCUCUUUCUCGAUAUAACACAUCCUGUAUUCUUUUUCAUUGCGAUAUGAUGUCGAU
Wallemia mellicola CBS 633.66 is the source of this 1334-nucleotide messenger RNA. RefSeq lists its product as hypothetical. NCBI's taxonomy places the organism in Eukaryota, Fungi, Basidiomycota, Wallemiomycetes, Wallemiales, Wallemiaceae. The transcript is spliced from 3 exons. Bases 222 to 1235 code for a protein of 337 amino acids. The record is from RefSeq and is a predicted model, not a curated record.